Molecule: messenger RNA, 2129 nt
Organism: Musca domestica (house fly)
Lineage: Eukaryota; Metazoa; Arthropoda; Insecta; Diptera; Muscidae
Product: dosage compensation regulator
Exons: 4
Coding region: 179-1855 (558 amino acids)
Cellular component (GO): nucleus; intracellular anatomical structure; cytoplasm
Molecular function (GO): DNA helicase activity; G-quadruplex RNA binding
Source: RefSeq, a predicted model, not a curated record
CGCAUUCAUUCGUAAACAAACAAACAUCUUUCGUUAUUUUGUUUUGUGCCUAUUUUUCAUUUGGAUCUUUUCUCUUGACUCCCUCAAUUAUAUCGUUUGGAACGCUUUUAAAUUUGUUCGGUCAAAAACAAAGAUCGAUUUAAUUUCUAUUGGAACUGAUAUUUGAAUUUAGAAAACUAUGAACCGUAAUCCAUAUCCAGACUUUGUGGCACCGCCAUCAUGUUCGUAUUCAAAUCAAAGAUAUUUUGAUGGCAAUCGCAGCGAACGCGCUACAAGUGUUUGUUCCUCAUCGUUAGAGGUGAUGGACGAAGGCUAUUUAAACAAUUGGAUCUUAAAAUCGGAACUCCUGGAAAAGAAUAAAUGCGAAGAAUUUCAAGAAAUUUUCGAAUUACGUCGUCGCUUGCCAGUUAUCCAGCAUUGCCGGGAGAUUUUAAAAGCCAUACGACGCCAUCAAGUCGUGCUGUUAGUUGGCGGGCAAUCGUGCGGUAAAACCACCCAAAUACCCCAAAUGGUUUUGGAUGAUUUUAUUUUCAAUAAUUGUGGCAGUGAAUGUCGAAUUGCUUGUGUUCAAACGGAUAGGCCAAAUGCCUCAUCAGCGGCAGAGCAUGUAGCCUACGAACGGCUGGAAUCAUUGGGAAAUUCAAUUGGUUUACAAGUUGCUGGUGAAAUCAACAUGCCACGGGAAACAGGUUACAUUUUAUACUGUACUGCACAAAUCUUAAUUGGAAGAUUCAAAAACGAUCCGUUAUUGAAAACUUUCACAUGCGUUAUAUUGGACGAUAUACAAGAUCAGUGUCCGGAGUAUAAUCAAUUAAUGGAUAAUUUGAGAAAUAUUUUACCCUUUCGGCCGGACUUGAAAAUCAUUCUAAUGAGUAACACAGCUUCAGAAGACACAUUUUGUGAUUAUUUUCAGGAGUAUCAUGUCUUCUUUGUACAUGCAAUGCCACAGUCGUCGAUGUCCAAAGCAUCAAGUUUAUCAACAAUAUACGACGAUGCCAUUCAACAAAAUAUUAACAAUGAUGAUGCUAUAACAAUUUCUGAUAGCGCAUCGUCUGUUGUAACAAAUGUAGUACGCGUUCAGCAGGAUAACUAUAGGAAAUCCAUAGCAAUUCUAAGUAAAUAUGAUGGCAAAGAUAUUAGUCAAUUAUCGAAAAGGGAAAAGAAACUAAUAAACAAACAUAGAAAAAGAGUGGAAUUGUUUGAAAAAGUGCAUCCCAGUGCUCGAGCAGAGAUAAUAACAGACUAUGGAUCUCCCACCACAAGUGCAUCGUUUGCCGCAAAAAUUAAACACAGAAGACUCAGCAGUAUUUGUCCCAGUUCAGAGUUACAGGUUGCAAUAGUUGAUAGAUCUAAUCCUCAGGGGAGAAUCAGCGAUGAAAAAUGGUAUAAUCUCGAGGAAAUGUUAAUAAGAGAAAUGACCUCCAAUAAAUGGACUGAACGGGGUAUAUCAUUUGAGGGUGCAAACUGGUCUAGAGGAAUAAAAAUUAUUAAAUGCGGCAACAGUCAAUCGCUAGAAUUCUUAAAAACUAACAUUGCAAAUGUCUGUCAAAAUUGGCCCUAUAACCAUUUAGAAAUUAUACCUUAUUCCAACUUGCCACCGCGCAUUUUUGCCAGAAUGUGGAUUCCACCACCGGUGCCACCAACGUCUGCCAUUCUCACGUUAAUUGAAAAACAAAACAAAGGCAUUGAAACCUCAAAUUGGAAAAUCCUCAGUUGUAAACCAUCGAGAAAGAAUCUCGGCACUGACUAUCGUAUGUUUAUCGAUGCCAACUCAUCGAAAAAAUUACAAGAGAGCCAAGGUCGCAUAAAAUAUGGUCUAAACUUUAUUAGGAUUAUAGUAGCAAAUAAGCUUUAAGCAUUACAUAAAAUAAUAGAAAAAAAUUAUUUAAGGUAGCAAAUGAUGAUCUCAAACAGCUUCCUUUUAAUGAAAACAACACCAAUGCCCACUGUCAAAUGAAAGAAAAAUAUCCAAAGAGAAGCGGGCCUUCAAUCAUUACUAUCACAUUUACAGUAUUUAAUGAAUAACAUUUCAGUUUAUUUUUUUUAUGAAUAUUCAUAUCGAAAAUUCAUUUACAAAUCCCAUGCGUACAUACUUAUGUAAAUAAAUACAUUGAACUUAUUUCACUAAA